This is a messenger RNA of Rotaria sp. Silwood2, 597 nucleotides long. Lineage: Eukaryota; Metazoa; Rotifera; Eurotatoria; Philodinida; Philodinidae. The record is from the annotation of a GenBank genome assembly.
AUGUAUCGAUUUUCUUAUAAAGUAAACCAGCGGCGUUGUAUUCGACGAAUUAAACGUCAAUCAGUUCAUAAGAUAAUUGUUCCUGAUAGUGAGUCUUCUGAUAAUAGCCACUUUAGUGAAAGUAAGGAGGACCUAUUAGAAACACACCAUCAGGAGCAACAACCAUAUGAACAAAUAUCUCAUAUGUCAAUUAGUAAUGAAUAUGAUUCAUUUGAAACAAGUGUUGAUCAUUUGGAUGAUGAUAUCAAUUGGAUUAGUGAAGAAGAAUAUGAAGAUGAUAAACGUCCACUUUAUAAUGGUUCCUCGAUCACUGUUACUAAUGCAGUUCAUCGUAUUACUAAUUUUUACUUGAAUAUCAAUUUGGACAAACACAAGGUCAAUGGUUUAUUACGGUUAAUUAAGUCCUUAUUACCAAAACCGAAUUUGUUACUGUCAACGUUAAAAUCUAUGAACAAAGUCUUGCACUACUUUCCAUCAACAUCCAUCGUAUUACUAUGUUCUGAUUGUUAUCAUUCAUGUGAUAAACUUGGAAUACGUUCCCAAAUGUGUGUUGAUCCAAAUUGUUCAACAUCAUUUCGUCACCGUCGUACCACAUAA